Aspergillus neoniger CBS 115656 is the source of this 1100-nucleotide messenger RNA. RefSeq lists its product as uncharacterized. The transcript has a single exon. The coding region runs from base 465 to 1061 and encodes 198 amino acids. The record is from RefSeq and is a predicted model, not a curated record. Lineage: Eukaryota; Fungi; Ascomycota; Eurotiomycetes; Eurotiales; Aspergillaceae.
CAUGGGCCGAUAUAAAAGGAUUCACGCACAUAUUGCAAUAAUAAGGUUCUAGGGCCGGCACAUUGGCCGAGGGAUGAUGGGUCCGAGCCAAUCAAUCAGCGAUCCAGAUUUAGGUAUAAGCUGUCCACAUAGUAGCGAUAGGGGAGACAGGGUAGAGUAGAUGAAAGAAUCCAGGAACGAUCCUUGACGAUGCGUGUGCAUCGGUGGAUGGGCGAAUAGUAUGGACUCGAGCCGGGGCCGGGUUUAUCAACCAGACUAGUACCAAAGAGUUAACCCCCUCUGAGGACAGGAAGCAGCGCAUGGGGCACAGCAGCAACACCUUCAGGGUUAGAACGGACAGUGCCCGAAUGGAAGUAAAGUAAGUCAGACAGGCGGAUCCGUAGUGGCCCAAGUCGGCUGCGGGGCUUCUAGCUAGACUCCCACUACUUCCACUACUACUAGUACUGCUUACUGCUUGCCUCUGGAUGGGUUGUCUCCACGACGCCAAACUAGCAGGGAUUAACGUGGGGAUCCAAGGUUCCUUGCUAGGAAGUAGGAAUAUUGAAUUCGAGCUGACCAAAAGUAUACCAUGGACACUUGCCGACUUCCAUCCAUUCCCAUUUGUCCGGUACCUGGGCCUUACCAAGCAUUGUUGCUUCCUUUCGGGGAGAGAAGGUAUUAUUGGAGUGACAGUACUAGUACUAUGCUCACGAGGAUGUAAUUAUUUUCCCUUUUUCCCCCAACUCCUAGCCGACUGUUUAGCAGCCACAGCCGAAAUAACUGCACAGACGGUGAGGAGUGGCCAAUAUGAGGGGCAUCUUUUGCCGCCUAAAUCAUGGAGCAAUAAGUUGUUCGCAGGUACGAAAUGGAGCGAUCGACCAUCGAACCCCACUUCCACUGCUGCAUACGUAUACUGUGCGACUCCUCUGUGUCUCUGUGUGUAUGCUGAUAGGUGUUUAGGUAUUAUGAAGUAUGAAUUUAGCACAAUAUACUCGCUCGUGGACAUAACCCACCCGAUAUCAAGUGCGACAGGAAACGGGGGAAAUUUGAGCGAAGCUAAUUAUACCGUUGACCACGCCUAAGUACUAGACUACCAAAGAACGUGCAAUUUAAUUCAUAAA